AGUUUUCAUUUAGACUACGUGGUGGAAAGUCGUCUAGAAAAAUUCUUUCUGGACGUAUUUCUGUUUUUUGAAAAAUAUUUAUUUUUCAUUUUUAAGUGCUUUGCAGGAAUGUGGAUCUCUGUUUAAUCACUUGAUGGUUUUUCUUAGAUAGAAAAAUGAUUUUCAUGGAUAAAUUAGUGCCUAAUACAGUGAAAUGUGCUUUAGUGAUCUGCCUGGGAUUUUUCCAAGUUCAAUAUAUCAAUGGCCAAAGAUGUACGAUACCAGAUGUGGAAGACGACAAUUUAAUAAUAGAAAUUCCAAUGAUACCUAUUGGACCACCCUCAACAUUGACCACAUACAACAUGGAAAACACAGUUUCCAUCCGGAAUAUCACCAAUAUUGUUGAUUCAGGGAAAAUCUUUAUUAAUGCAGAUUACAAUUCGGAAUUGAGAGCACUUACGCUUUUCACAACUGACGAAUUUCCCGACUAUGCUCAAUAUGAGACAAGAACUAGUAUUCUUGUGACAAUUUCAUUUGAUUGUCAAUCUACAACGAGAGACUUUUCCUUUAAUCAACCACUUGUUGUAUCCAAUGACCAUGAUCCGGAAUUUUUGCAACCAGUGUAUGAGUUCAAAAUUCCACUUCCACUUCCUGCAAAUUUUGAUCUUACAGUUUUUCAGGAAAUUGCAGCCCGGGAUAUCGACAUUGGUGAGAAUGGUGUUACUUUCACCGCGGAUUCUGAAUACGUUACCAUUGGUACAUUACCAGGGCCUAGUAGGGAACCUAAAACCUACUACGCAACAAUGACUACGAAAACGCAAAUCCUUUCUAUUGUACAUAAUAUUGCCUUUGAAAUCACAGCCACGGAUGUCGGAGGUAGAAGCUCAAGUGUUAAUGUUUACAUUGAAAGCGAUGGUGAAAAUCAAUUUAUAAUGCGACCAGUCUUUGAGAGUCCCUACUACAGCGGUGUUCUCAAUGAAGACUUUACAUUGACAAUGGCAUCAUCCGUAAUUCUAGAUACUGACACAUUUGACGAAGAGCAAGUAGUGUUUUCCCUUCGUGGAGAGGACAGUAGAUUUUUCACUUUUAGUAAUAUCCUUAAUGUUAUCAAUAUAGCAGUCGAGGGAGAGAUUACAGAGGAAGAUUUAGAAGACAUGAAUUUCCUACAGUUUUUCGUAAUAGCAAGUCGACCUGGAGUUGAAGAAGGUUCAACAGCCAUUGUUAUUGACUUACAAAAAACAUGCCCAGUAAUCACUACAAUUGAACCGACAACUCAAGAACCGGUAACAUGUCCUCCACCCGUAACGUGCCCUACCGAAGCACCAACAGAAGAACCAACAGGAGAACCACCAGCAUCAACGACACCUGCCCAAACGCCUCCGCCCGAACUAUGUCCAGAUCCUGAAGGACCAGUCUUCCAAGAAGAUUUCUACACUUAUCGAGUGUUUUAUGGUGAAAUUCGUACCAUAGGAAUAGUUCGAGCAACACAUAGUGAUGAGUCAUCGACAAACAUAAUUGAAUACUCCCUUAACUUCAAAGAUGAUUCACUACAAGAUCGGAUCGUUAUUAAUGCAAUUACCGGGGAACUCUCAAUUGAGGAUCAACUCGUUCCCGAAGUCUACGGUUUUGAAGUAUUUGCUUCAAUUACCGUGGAAGGAGAUAGGAAAGAUGGGAGAGCCCUCGUAACUGUCAUUGUAGAACCUAAUGAGAAGUGCUCACCUACGCCAGUUGACAUGAGUUUAAUAGUAAGACGUCUAAAGGAAAAUGCCAAACAUGAAAUUAUAAGUACACAAAUUGAGAAUUGCGAAUUCGAAAUCUUGGGCUAUCUUCCAAACGAUCAAGAUUACUUCUAUAUUGAGGAUCGGCUACUGAAAUCGAAUGAAUUCGAUAGAGAAGCUGACAUAUUCACCGGUAUGACGAUCCCUCAGUUUCAGAUCAGUCUUAAAUUGGAAUGUCCUGAAACUCGUAGAAAGCGAUCUAUACUACCAUGGAUAGUAAGUUCUCAACCUCGAGAUCUCGAUGGUCCUAAAGAAUAUGUUUUCACCAAUGACAUUCCCCACUCUUCAACUGUAACCGUAAUCAACGUUAUCGUUGAGGAUGAGAACGACAACAAGCCAACGAUUAUUUAUCCCACUGCUGAUGAUGGUCUGUCAUUUGGUUACCCUGAACCGGGACUAGCUGAUAGGCUUCUCCUCAAUCAUGUGCUUCAAGUUAAAGCCACUGAUCGAGAUGUAGGAGAGAAUGCUAUUAUCAAAUUUGCGUUGUUGGAAACAAACUCGCAUUUCACAAUUGAUAGUGAGACUGGAAUAAUUUACCCAAAAAGAAAUGCCCUACAAACCUCUGCACAAACCAAUUUGAGAGUAAUAGCGACAGAUCGAGAGGAAGAUGAGGGUACCCUUCAAGGAGCCAAUGUGAACAUUGUUAUUCAUAGGCUAUCUCUGGCAAAUAUUGCAGUUGUAACUGUUGAGGAUGUAGAACUUCAAAGUGCCGAUGCAGUUAGACAGAGUGUGCUGAAUGUGAGUGAUGCUAGAAUUAUCAUUCUUCACUCUACUACAAUUCCUAGCGAUAGGGAAUCUUUGCACUUAAGACAAAAUUCUGACACUGUGGUUAUGAAAUUCCUAAUUUACGGCUUCUCGAACGAAAGACUACUAAAUAGUCCUCAAAUCGAACAGAGAAUGAAUGACGUCACCGAGAAGUUUGAUGCUAAAACCUCACCUUUGGACGAGGUCCUCAGUGUUGAAGGAGAAGAUGAAGGUGUUGUAGGUUUUAUUAUCGGUCUAGCAGUUCUUGGUGCAGCUCUAGCAAUUCUUCUAGUAGCUGCAUUUUGGGGAUGGUGGAAAUGGAUUAGACCGUAUGAAUAUAAAACCAUGGAGAAUGAAAGCGUAACUUCUGAUGAUAAUGGCCUAAAUCCCGACUUUGAUAAAAAGGCAGUCCUUGAAGGACAUAUCCCAGAACCCCUAAGUACAGUUCAAGAUCAGUCCAAUAGACCCCUGCAAGAUCUUGAGAAUUCGUUCUUUUCAGGACUAUCCGAAACCUACAACGAUCCCGCACGACAUUCUCCGCCAAUGAACCCUAAUCCGGAUAUUAGUAGUGUGGAGACAGGAGAACCUUAUGACGAUGCACGUCCCGAAAGUCCACCCAAGGAAAGGAGAAAAUCCUUGAGAUUCAAUGAAGAUGUAGAGCGGAUUGAAAUUGUCACUGAAGUUCCAGCAGAUAAUUUAUCAGAUUCGGAAAAGGAAGUUAACUAUAAAUUCUAAAAGUAUUGUAAGCAAUAUUAGUAUUUAUAAGGUGCCUUAUACAUUUUCUAACUUAUAGAGAUUCAAUUUGAUUUUUAACAAGUAA
This is a messenger RNA of Phlebotomus papatasi, 3321 nucleotides long. RefSeq lists its product as uncharacterized. Gene Ontology annotation, cellular component: cell-cell junction; plasma membrane. Bases 156 to 3236 code for a protein of 1026 amino acids. Gene Ontology annotation, molecular function: calcium ion binding. Lineage: Eukaryota; Metazoa; Arthropoda; Insecta; Diptera; Psychodidae. The record is from RefSeq and is a predicted model, not a curated record. Gene Ontology annotation, biological process: homophilic cell-cell adhesion. The transcript has 5 exons.